This is a messenger RNA of Astrephomene gubernaculifera, 13927 nucleotides long. NCBI's taxonomy places the organism in Eukaryota, Viridiplantae, Chlorophyta, Chlorophyceae, Chlamydomonadales, Astrephomenaceae. The record is from the annotation of a GenBank genome assembly.
CAACCACUAAUAGUUGAAGUUGCCCCUUGACAAACUUGGAGGCUCAAUUUGUUGUUUUUGCAAUUGCUUAGGUAACUGCGUACGCAUUUCGCUACCAUCCUGUGAAGAUAUGGCCAACCCAUGGGCUGCGGUACUGCAUUGCUGAAGCUAGGCGACGGGCAAACCCGGAAGUGCCACAAGUUGUCGCAGCAAACCCAUGUCUGUCACGUACCAAGAAGCCUUAUGCUUGCUAGGAUUCCCGGCUGGCGGACAGGACCCUGUACCAUCUUUAGACGCUGUUCGGCGAGCUUUCCGGCAGCAGGCUCUCCGUUGGCACCCAGAUAAGCAACGGCAGCCCAUCAACCAGGAAACCUCUCACAAAAAUGAAAAGACCACCUCACAUCGGGGGCUCUCGCCACCUCCUACUGCAUGCACUCCCCCAAGCUGCGUCCAUAGCAGCACCCGGAGUAGCCACCAGACCAGCAGCGGCAACACCGCAGCUGCGGCAGCCUCUGCCCCAGCGGACCCCUCCUUCCAAGCAGCGGCAGCAGAGGAGCGUUUCAAGCUCCUCGUAAGCGCCUACCAUGUCCUGCUGCAAGCCUUAAGCGGCCGCAAAACAACAGGUGGCCCUGGGGCGGCGGCAGCGACAGCAGCUCCUGCUGCGUCUGGGGCCGCCUGCUCUUCCUCCCCUGGAGUGCCACAUGCGGGCGCUGAGGGCACUGCUGCGCCCUCUGCUGCUGCUGGCCCCGCUGCUUGGGAUGCGGCGGCGGCGGGUGUUGACGAUGAGGAGCAGGUGGUGGAUGCGGUGUCCGCGGACCUGCUGCUGCAGCAGGCCGCGCGGCUGGGGCUGUCGGAGUUCGAUAUGAUGUUCCUGCACCAGCGCGCCAGCGGCGGCGCUGCUGGGUGUGCUUCCGUCUGGCCUGAAGCUGCCCAGUCUGCCGACGACAUCUGGCGGCGCAUUCGGCGGAGGGUGGAGCGGCGGAGGAAGCGUAAAGCCGCUGGAGCGCACGCCACAAGCAGCCCGGUUGCCUUCCAACAGGGCGCCGCUGCUGCGUCCAAAUGGGCGCUGCUGUUUGAGUUUGUGUCCGACAUGGUGGGCACACCUGCGACCCCCGCACCUGAGGGGGCGCCUGCUGAGGCGCCUGUGGAAGCAUCAGCCCCCUCGGAGACACCCACGAGUGGCUGCGGUGCCGAUGUUGAACCGCAGCGACAUCGAGAGCUGCAGCCUGUGCUGCUGCUGCAACCGGGGACUGGGGAAAAGGACGCGAAUGAUGAACCCAGUGCAGGCGGGGCUGCGGCUGCAGCGGCUGCCGGCGGGGGUGAGCCUCCGCGACGGCGGCAGCGGGGGCGGCUGCCUGCGGGCUUCUACUGGCGUUGGGGCCGGCGUCUCUUGGUAGCGCGGUUGCUGUACAUGAUACUGUGCGGCAGCUAGGCAGGUUGUGCGCGUCGCGAACGGUGUGUAUUGUCCCUUUUUGCAUGCAACGCUGCAUCUCAUGUGAAAUGGAGUGAGCUGAGUCGACCAUGUGAGCUGACUGAAGUAUGUACUAUGACGUCGCUCGUACGUGAGGGUAUGUAAGGAUGUGCAUCUAGCUGCUGGAUAGAGUUGGUUUAGAGAUGGGUGGUCUGCACACAAACUGGCUGUUGCCUGCUUAAUAUUUGUUGGAGCAAGAAUAUUGUGUGGGGGCUAGACAUGUGUGCGUUGGGGUUGACCGAGGUGCGUGUGUGCGUUGCUAGGGGGUGGGAAGACGGCGCCAGAGUUCAGGGGCCGAGGCCUCCUGACGUGCGUGUAAACUUUUGCACGCCCUUUCCGUAGCCUUUUAAGUGUAUGCAGGUGAAGUGACCUCGAGAGGUUGCGAAUGCUGCAUUGGCAUGCAAGCUGAGGCGCGAUGAAGUGACAUUGAAGGGUGGUGUACGAUUCUAGCUAGGCCGGCGAGGAAGCUGGUUAGCAAUUGACCGUCAACACUUUGUAUGAAGACUGAGGGAGGCCGCAGCUGGCGCGUUUUCAGCUCGCUAAGCAAUACCUCGUAGGACAGCGUCCCUGGUGUCGGCAAGUAUUGGCCUCUGUCCUUAUGCCGGAUCUGCAAUGUCUAGAAUGCCAACUCUUCCUUCCUCGCCGUAACGGCGAUUCACAAUAUUUUCGUUUUCUUACGUUAUCUAUCUGUAGGCUACGCUGAGUUAAUUGGUUCUGGUGGGUGCAUCGUUGACCCGAGGCCUCUAAACUUUGCUAGAGCAAGCUGCCUGGAUAACUUAAAUGGCUGUCACCAUUGCUCCCAGGCAAGUUGCACCCCUAAUGCUCAUACAUAAAUCCCAUUUGGACAUAAAACCAUGAGUGCAGUUGCACCCAACAACAUGACCUGUACGGAACUGCUUGGCGGGCUCAUGCAAGGAUAUCAUGGCCUCCUAUACUUGCUCUUGCCUAAAUAUUUUUAUAAGUUGAUAUACUCUAGGUGCCAUUCUAAUUUUUUAUUGUCUCAUGUGAUGAUUGCGCCCCUGAGCAACUUCCACUGCUCAUAUUGCAUUAGUGCCUGUGUUGUGUGGGCGACAGCAGGCUAGUCAGCAGUGAUGGCAAACAAUGAUUUCUUAGCGCUCGUUUUGGGGGCUGCCAAGCUCCCAGCGGAUAUAGCACAUGUGGCCUUCCGUGUCUAUAACAAGGAAGAGACGCUGGGCACUGCGCUGCAACGCUUUGGGUGGAGCAGCAUAGAACGCAGACGAGGACCGGUCUUGUGGUUUCACAUCAACGGGCUUGGCGAGGCAUCGACUGCUCUUCCGGUCGUCCAUAGAUGCUUACAGGAGUACAACGAGAAGGUCACAGUGUUGUUGACAACGACAUGCCUGGACAUGUACAAGCUGCUGGGGGAAUCUCUUCCCCAGCGGGUGAUCGUGCAGCUCGUACCCUUGGCAAACCCCCUCACCAUCUCCGUGUUUCUGAGGAAAUGGCAGCCACAAGUUGGCGUAUUCCUUGACACGCCCUUUCACCGGGAGCUUGCUAUCAUGGCGAGGGCAUCGGGUGUUUCCCUGGCGCUCCUAAACGCGCACAUGCCAGGGGAAGACAUGCUGGAGUGGCACGUCCGGCAGAUUCGCCGAAACCACCUCAAACGCACGCUCAGUUCCUACAGCCUCGUUGUCCCCCGCUCGGAUGUGGACGUGGGCCGCUUUCGCAUCUUCGGCGCCACCCUUCAGCAGAUGCCCGGUUGGUCUUCUGACCUGCAACAAGCUUCGGAACUGGGCGCAAGCGCGUCGCGCCUGCUUAUUCAGCGCUACAAGCUGGGGCGCUCGCUGCUAAAACGCCUGGCCAAACGACAGCUAUGGGUUGUGGCAAACUCGAUGUCGGGAGAGGAGGCAGUGGUGGCGCGCGUCCACUGCGCGUUACGUCAGCAGCACAAGGGUCUUCUGACGGUGUUGGCGCCUUCCCGGGCGGAAACGGUACCACACAGCGCUGCGCCUGGAGCCACUGCCGAUGGCACCACGGCUGCUUGCGCAACGGCGGCCCUACGCCUGGCGGCUGAGAAGCGCCUCCGUGUGGAGCUCUUGAGCGCCGUUGCCGAGAACCCAGAACGUCUCUCCUCGGACGUGGACGUGCUGAUCCUGGACGACCCGGACGCCCUCAACCCCUUCUACCACCUCUCCGAGGUUGUCGUGGUUGGUGGUUCGCUGGUGCCCUCGCUCAGCACGGCUAGCAGCCCGGCAGCAGCAGCCGUGGCGGGGUGCGCGGUACUCAUGGGCCCGUACGGCGGUCAGUACCUAUCCAUGGCCUCAGACCUGAACCACGCCGCCAUGACGGCUUCGGAGGAGGCGGCUGCGGCUGUGGCGCAGACGGGUGCGACCAUGCGCGGCAUCACCGACAACUUUGACACGCCGCGCGGGGCCCAAGCGGCUUCUGGGGUCAACAUGGGAGCGGUAACGCCAGGGGCGCAUGGCCGGCAUGGUCCUGGCGGAAGCGGUGCGGGAGGUGCGGCAUCGGAUGGCGGCAGCCACGGCGCAAAUACAGGCUCCACGUGGCAACAACUCCUGCAUGAUGCGCAGCGUCCCAUGCUGUCGAACAGGCCCAUGUCUGCACCGCCAACGAUACCCGAGAACUUCCAGCUGCGGCCCGGCGCACAGUUCCCCUGCUCAAGCUCAUUUGCUGACCCCUUCGAUGUGGCAUCUCACCAGGGCGAUCGGCUUGUCCUUUGGCCCGACAGCAGCCAACGCAGUGUCACGUCCAACUGCACCCGCGGUGUCGCCUACAGCUACGGCAGCGCGACGCCGCCUGGUAGCGUUUACAGCGCAACCCCGCGCCUGGCUGCGGCAAGCGGCACGGGUGCGGCCAAUGGCACGGGCCGCAGCCGUCGCAGCCCGGUUGACCGUUUCCGCUGGGCAGCCGCUCAGGAGGUUGUCGGCUUUGGCUACUCGUGGGCGAGCGAGGUGGACAGUGAGGAGGAAGACGGUGACACGGUAGGCUGUGCGGACGUGGAGUCAAGGUUGGAGCCGGAGGAGACGAGCCGGACUGAGCGCUGUGAUGCGCCUUCCGUAUCUCCCGCCAGUGCAAUGCCUGCUGAUGGGCUUGGGCGCCUCUGCAAGGUUGCGUCUUCUGGGAGCAUUGCCACUCCUACCACCGCCACUAGCAGCCGCGAACACGACGAGGGUGGUGCAGGGGGCGCGGGCUCGCCGUUCACGUCCACUCCCAGUACAGUGCCUGUAAUGAACCACGGGUCGGCACCGGGUCGCGAAGUGGGAUCCGUCUCGACUGGGACCGCAAGUGCGGAGUCGUCACAGGGUUCCAUGACGACAGGAAGCGACGGAGAGGAAUCGACGUGCAGCGGCGCUGAUGAGUUCCACGAUGCUUUCGAUGAUGGCCUUGAGGAGGCACGUGCGGCGGACAGCAUGGGUGCGGCGGUUGAGGCGACAGCUGCGGAGCCUUCAUUAGAAGAGGUCGCUGGUCAGGGAGUCGAGGAGCGGAGUGCUGAUGAGCCUGACGGUCAUCACGCGGCUGCCGUAGUUGUCAACAGGGACAUCAACGAGGUGGCCGCCGUUACCCCAACCGAGGAGGCUACACGUCCCGACGAGGAGAGCGGCCACGCUGGCUGGCUGUCUCCGUCUCCUUCGUCUGCCCACGACUGCCCUAGCGGGUCGUGCAAGCGCAUCCUGCCGCUCUUGACGACGGGCCAAGCCGCUUCCGAAACGGCUCCUGGCCCAUCGGUCGCUGAUGCCGCUGUGAUCGAGCCAGUACCUAUGCCAAUUGUGGAGGCCUGUGGCAUCAACCGCACAUCUUUGACGGUGACGGCGUUCUUACGGCAGCGCAACAGCACCGGCGAUACACAUGUAGGCGUCGGCGCGUCCGAGGCGGAGGAAUCUGCAGACAGACUGGCGCUGACUCGCUCCACGUCCCACGCCACCCACAUGAUCCUCAGGCGUUCCGGCGUCGACGACACGCGCAUGUCCUUGCGCACUGCGCUGGCCAUGAGCCGAGCCCAUGAUGUUGGCCGGAACCCUCUCUUCGAGCCCUCAGCCCUGACACUCACCUCCUCCUUCAGCACUCCACUGGAGACGCUGCCAGAGGAAACCAUGGCGUUGAUAGAGGAGUCGCUCUCCCCCAUAUCGAUGGGAAGCGGCAGCCAUCCGCGCAGGUCCCGAGGCGGUUCUGAUGCGGGCAGCAGUGCCUGCAGCCCGCUUUGCCGCAGUAGCAGCGGCUUUAAUAGCGGUGCUGGCGGCGCCGGUGGCAGGGUGCAGUACAGCGUCAUGGACGAGCUCGUUUCGGCCGAGACGUGGGUCAGCGACAUUAGCUUGGCUGUGAUGCUGAGCAGCAGCAGCGACAAGCCCUUCAGCUUGCCUUCGAGCACGGGUUACGAGCUUGCCCAGCUGCAAGGCCCGCUUUCACCACCCAGCAGCACCACGGCAGCCUCUCGCGAACCCUCUGGCUCGUUCCAUGCUUCGGAAAGCCCGCAACUCAGCCGCGCAUCUCUUGAACACUACCUCCAAUACAUGCGUCAACAGUCGCUGCUGUCAACGUCGCCCACGAGGGUUAGGUCCGGCCUUGGCGACAUCUCCAGGAUGUCUGGCGCCUCGCACAACGCUGCCAGCGGCGUACGCGCACCGGACAACAGCCCCAGCGGGCUUAAUGCCAUUGCCAUUGCUGAGGAGGGCAGCAGCGCCGCCAGCGACACCCGCUCAGGCGCUGACGGCAAAAGCAGCGAUACUGCUCCUGGGGAUCAGCUCGUCACCGAAACCAUGUGGCUGGCCACGUCUGUCUUACCGGACGCCGAAUCACCCGUGCAAGCAAACAGUGGGAGCGUGACCACGGCAGAUGGAGAUAGCCCUACUUUUGUGUCUAGGUCCUCCUCUUCAGCCGUAUCGGGAUGCAUCCGUACAGCCUCGGUCACGGAUUCCGCUCCCAGGGCGUCUGGCAAACAACUAACCGUUGACGUUUCGGUUGGGAACAUGGACCGCCGUACCAUUUCCAUCAUUGGGGAGGCAAGUAUGGUCGCUUGCGAUAGUCCCGGCACUGAGUUUGAGUUCCCCGAUGGCUCCUCUCCUGAUGACAACGCGUCUAGCUCGCCAACAUUGCUCGCACCCUCGGCAUCCGGUCAUCACGUAAUCUCGCUAGCAGCGUUAUCUGCCGGCGGCAAUCCUGCGCAGCACUACGCCCUCAGCGAGGGACCUCAGCAACAGCAUGCGGGCGUAGCUGGUGAGGUGGAGUAUGCGGCAGCCGCAGAGGCGGGGCGGAGCUCUUUCGGCACGAACAGCAGUCUUGGCAGCCGGUCACCAGGCGCUGGCUCGGCAGCUUCAGCUUCAACUCACAAGCCGCAUCGUCUAGCGCCGUCGAACAGCCCCAUCGGCAGCAGGGCAUCAAGCGUAAGCGGCGCCAGCGGGUCUGGCUUUGAGCAGCCGUUCCUAUACGGCAACGGAUUGCUGGCGGCGCCUCGCGCAAGCGGCAAUGGAAACUGCUCCGUGUCCAGGCACGUAUCUGGCGACGGCAGGGGUAGCGUGCAUGCGGCCAGCACCUCCACUUCUUCUUCAUCCAACGCUGCGGUGCGGACUUCACCCACUGGCUUAACAGCUGUGAGCUCCAGGGCCAUCGCGGGCCGGUCUGGGCUGUGCCAUGUUGAUUCCAUUGGCGGCUGGCUGGACUUCGACUUUGUUGGGUCUACACUCGCGCAACCCUCCCCGCUGCAGCGGGCACAGGUGCAGCAUGACCCGUUGGCCUGGUUCUCGCAAAUGCAGCAGGAGAUGGGCGCCGCAGCGGCAACGGCAACGGCCCCAGCCCUAAAGGGUGUUGCACCUGGCUUGCGCGCUCCCUUACAUUCCCCGGUCUGCGAUCGCACUGGAGGCGUCAGCCCGCAGGCGCUGGACCAGGUCAAGACGAUGCUCUUCCCGCUUGCUGCGAACCCGCCUGCUGCACCUGUCCCAACGGCUGCGCAAGCGGCAGGCGAUGCAGUGGCUCCCCGGUCGGGUGUCGUAACGUUUGGUGUCGCCGUGCAGCCUUCCGCCUGUGCAAGUCCCGCCCACAACAGCAGUGCAGCCAGCGACCGCGUGACAGCUGCCUUUACCCUCCGCGGCCCCUCCGAGCCAGACGGCGACACGCGCAUGGGCGGCAGGCCCUGCACCCUCAGCGGCGUGCCCGCGUCCGAGAACAACAGCCCCAUCCGACAGAGCAGCAAGAGCGCACCCCACCAGUGGUUUAAGUCCACCGAAGCGGCUCUCGGCGUAAACUCAGGAAGCGCAGACAGUAGCUUGGACGGCGGCCACCCGCGGCGGCGAACCCAGGAUGCGCUAACACAGCUGCUGGAGUCGCCCCGCUCUCCUGUAUCACCCGUAAGGACGUCGCGGGUCCUGCCACCCGCCCUCGACCGCCGGGCGCUUGCCAACGCGCUGCUGAUUGCCCGGGCGGCGGCAGCUGCUGCCGUGCAAGACACCAGCUCAUCGCCGCAACUGUCUCCUGUGCCAAAACUGCAGCAAGCUGCUGCCGUCUGCCCGCCCUCCCCACGCGUGCCUCGUGUGGGCAGUGCCAGUGAUGGGCUCGCGGAGCCGCCCUUGUCGCCCACAGCUCCGCUGUCGCCCACCGCUGCCUGGCCACUGGAGAUUCCGCUGUCCCGUAUCAACACUCCGCGGCGUGAACUGAAGCGCAACAUGUCCGCACCGGCACAGUCGCCACCCGCAUCGCCUUUAUAUGCCCGCGACGCCGCUGCAACUCAGACGCGCCCUGUCGCCACUGCCAUGACUGCCGCAUCUGCUGUCGCGAAAUCGGCACAAGGCGCUCCAACGCCUACCUUGCCGCUGCAGACCGUCUUCGGCAUGCAUGGCGGCAGCCUGAAAAGCGUCCUUGGCGCUGCGGAAGGGCCCAGCAGUGGCGGCUUUGGCAUCUCUGGCGCCUCGGCGUCGGCGGCCGCUGUCUCAGACGUGUCGGAGUUCCUGGCGCACGAUUCUCCCCGUUCAAGCCGGUCAUCAUCGUGCCCCAACACACCCACAUCUCGUACGGCCCAUAACGCUUCGUCGCCAUUCCGCGACCCGGUCGGCGCGUCGCACUCACAGUUGUCAUCAAUUUCAUGUUGCAGCAGCGUACCGCUGAAUGCAAAGAGCUUUGAGGAUGCUUUUGAGACGGUUGCUAAGGCCCGGCCUGUGCCUAGCCCGGUACGUGCGGCAGCAGGAAUGGGGGCUACAAGCGGUUCCGUCUACGCCAGCCCCUUCCAGUCAGCGCAGGUGUCCCCGCUCGUCUCACCUGUGCGCCAGCCGGUGGCAUUUGCUAGCGCCAACAACGGAUCCGGAUGGACGGGCGCAACCACCUUGGUAGCUGGGGGGAAGGUCUUCGUGGGCAGGAGCUUGUUUGCGGAGGAGGAGGAAGAGGAGCGGGCGGCUGCCGCUGCUGCUGCAGCAGUGCCGGCCGAGGUGGACAUUCCGCCGUCACCCCGGGCGAACAGGUGUAACGUGCUGUUCUCUCCACAGUCCAAGACCGUCGUUGCGUGUCCGGAGGCUUUCGGCGCUCGCACUUUCAAUGCAGGGACGCAGCAGCCGCUGGCAGUGACUUCGGUUCUCGCUGCUUCCGCGCUAUCGCCACGGCACCCCUCUUCACAUGGUAGCGGACGCAGCAUGGCGGCUGUUACGAGCGCGUUCGGGGAGGAUUCCAUGGUCCGUGCCGACUGGGAAGCAGAUGCCGAGGACAGCGUUCCUGCGCUACCAGCCAGGUCAGCGGGCCCGAUGGCCGCCGCCGCGAUGGGCCGAGCCCAGAGCUCGCAGCUGCUCAGCGCUCCCACGUUCUCCCGUGUUCCGAGCCUGUCCGAGGAAGAUCCCUUCGACGCCAGUGGCAUGAUGCUGCCGCUGCCUGUGGCCCAACCAGACUCUGCGGGUCGCGGGCCUCGCAUUACGCUAUCCGGCGGCGUCUUGGCCGUGCCACCGGUCUCGAGUGCCCUUCGGCCCAAGCCAACUGCACAACCGGCGCCUGCUUCUUCGUCGGCGGCGGCUGCCGUCGCUGUGGCCCCGCUUGCUCGGAACAAGGCGGACGCUGGGCGCCUUUCGGGGGGUGGAUCUCGCCUCGCCAACUCAGACAGCAGCGUUGGUUACUUGGGAAUGAGCAGCGCUCUUUCAGGGGGCGGCACCCGGUACGAGUCGCCGCCACGCUCGCCCGCGGACCGCACCUGCUGCCCCAGGAGCGCUUGCCCCAGCGCCUCACCCGUGAAGCCCCCGCUAGCAUUAGCACGGUCAUUGCCGUCCCCUCCUCCUCCGACGGACGUCAUGCACAACACGCUACCGUACAUGCCAAUGCUAUCGUCUCCAUGCCACGAUGUACGCCGGGCACCGACGACGCCAGCACCCUCGGCGCGCUCCAGCGCCAGCGGCAUUCCUCGGUCCCCUACAGCUGCCUACAUCUCUCCUUGUGCCACUGACCCACGUGCCAGCCCCAUCAAGGUCCCUAUCCUCCCCCUGCUGCCCCCAAUGAGCCCGCGCAUGGCUUCCACAUCAGUCAACCAGCAAUGGCCUAUUGGCACCAGCAUGGGUGCUGCAACUGUCUUCGGUUUUGGCGGCUUGGCACCCGUACGCACGCAGGCGCAGUCCAUGGGCGGCUCCACCAGCACCGGUACUGCCGCUACCACUCCCAAGCGCUCCCCCAUGCACCAGCGCGCUGGGCAGACUCGCAGCCGCGGUGAUGAGGAGGUGGGUCUAGGUAGCGACCUGGAUGAUGUGCCGCUGCUGGUGAGCCAUAAGAGCGCUCCUGCACGGCCUGGUGCUGCUGAGCGCGCACCCCUGCAGACGCCGCGUUCCAACCGCAGCAGGCUCUUCACCGACAGUGACGAUGAUGACUCGGACGGAGGGCAGCAGCUGCAGUCGCGUGAACCCCAAGCGCGAGAACUUCACGCCAAGCGCGCCCAACAGCAGCAUCUCUACGACCGAGCGCGUGCCGAGUCCCGUACAGCGAGCGCCGCUGCCACACCACGAUCAGCAAGGGCGCUCUUUGCGGACGGUAGCGGCCACCAGCCGCUGACACUGCAAUCGCCAGGAAAGGGCUUUUUCACGCCCGGUGGCGCCUCUCCAGUGCAGGCACCGCUAUCACCUCGCGCUGGAGCAUCGCCAGCAGGCGCCCCAGCUCACAUCUUCUCGGUGGAUGCUGUUGGCGCGAAUGUUGGAGACGCUUGGCAGCAGCAGGGGUGGCCUAUGCACGGGGCCGGCAGCGCUACUGGUACGCCGCGCUCGGCAAGGGUGCUCUUUGCGGACGUGCCUCCGCCCUCUGACACUGCCGCACCUAAGUCGCCUAGCUGGAGUCAGUUUUCAAGGCAGUCGGGAAACCGCAGCAGCGGCUACAUGGCUGGCGCCGCACCUGGUUCAACGGACCCGCUGGAGCAGGUGCUAUCCCGCAUGGCUGGCGUGCAGGUGGCGUCGCCUGUGUCGCCGGCACCUCCUCGGCAGAUAGCACCGUCGCCUGUGUCACCGCGACCUCCAUUGAUGGCGCCGCGCUCCACCGUGGUUGGGCCAUUUCCAGCGGCCGCCGUUAACGGCGCGGCUCCUCUGUCGCCACGUGCGCACAAGAGUGCCGACGCCCCUCGGCCGCCUCUGCCAAUGAUGCCGCGCCUAUCAUCGCAGCUGCCGGCGCAGCCGUUGGCCCCGCCGCUUUCUCCACGUACCAAGAGCUCCAUUCCUUGGCCUGCAGCCGGCGUCCAUGGUGUGGCUGAGGGCAGCCCGAGUGGGCAGCCGUUACGGCGCCAGUUGUUCCGUCAAUUGGCGUCGGACGAUGCGGGAUGCAGGGUCGUGGACGACAUGGCAUCAGCACCACAGCAAACCAGCAGUGACCUGGAGCCGGCCAGCGCUGUACCUCUGCCUGGGUCGGUGCCACUUCCCGGCAUGCCAGCAGUUGCUGUCCAGGCGGCCUUAGCAGCGGCUUCCUUGGAGCGGCAGUUUGAGGUGGCGGAGGCUGGGGCGGCCGACCUGCCACUCGAGACGCGCGUUCUUACUCCAACAGCUGUGGGAAACCCAGUCGGCUCCGGUCUUGCUGUUGCUGGCAUGGCUGGGCAGGAUUCGGGAGUUAGGGGCGAUGGAGCUGUGCCAGCGGCGGCGGUAGCAGCAACUCAGAGCCAGCGGCCGAGCACGGCGCCAAGUAGCCAGUCGGUACGUCAUGGGGUCCCGCCACUUUCCCCGCGCGCCGGUGUCGUCGGUGCUGGUGCAGCCAACCACAACCGUCGUGCCGCCGGCAGUUGUGGAGGCGUCAACUACCUGGGUGCACCUAUCACUGGUGCUCCGGCGGCAACGGCAGUCCAUGCUGAGGAAUCCAUGAACCGCAAUGGCGAGCGUGUCGGCAGCAAGCCCGGGUCGGCGUCGGCCGCUAACCCCAUGAGUAUGCCAGCAGGCGCUUAUACGCAGCAGCGCCAGGGCGCGGACUCCGAGAGCGCCGGCCCCACUUCAGAGCAGGGCGCUGCGGCCCCCUGCACCAAGGCACCAAUGGUCGCCGCUCCCUCAGCCUCUGGGUCGCGCCAGGCUUACGUGCCGUCCACGACGGCAGCUGCAUCGGGUCUGCAGAUUAAUUACGGCGGCAGCAAUGCUGCUGGAUUGCGACCCAUAAAUGGCGCAGCGUUGGGGGCGGUCGGGUCAGAGGACACCUCGUCGGCGACUUUAUCUGGCGGAAUGUCCCCCAUGACUGGGGCGCAGCAACAGAACGGCCACGGGCGGUCACAUGCGGCAAGGGACGGUGUGUCCCCGUCCGGUUCUACGGGCGGAGCGCAUUGUCAUGAACACGUUGCGAGUGUGCCGCUCGGCGCGAGGUAUGCGGGCCAGUACCUGAUCCCGGCUGCGCAGCUGCCAUGUGGCCCACGGGUCGGUCCGGCCGUGUGGGUCGUCUCGCACGAGGAGGAGCUUGUGACGGCACUCAGCACACUUCUUCGGGACCCGCUGGAGAGGCGGUCGCGUGGCCGAGCGGCGUCUCAGGGCGCUGCGAAGCUGGCCUCCAGCCUGGUUACCACUGUGUGGAGUGUGCUGGAGGACACAGUAAUCACACCCGCGCUGCAGAAGUACAUUGCAGCUAACGAGGCAACUGGGCUUUGAUGGAACGAGGCCCGUUGGUAUGGGUGAUGCAACAGCGGUGGUUGAGGGUAAUAUGGGUUUCCUAGCAUUAGUGAAGCUAGUAUGGGCUUUCCUUUCUGUCAGGGUUUCUGCCAUCAGGCAUUCGGUUAUGUUAGUUGCAUAGGUUGUCCGGGGGCCUUUAGUUCGACCCGCAGGCUUGCCAAGCCUACAAACGCAUCGUCUGGAACGUCGGGUGUUGCUGUUGUUUAAACUACUCAGGAGGAACCAUACAUGAUGUGUCCUUGCAAAAGCGGGUUGAAGGUGACACGAAAGAGGCGGUAGUGGGGCGUUGUCCUGUCGCAGGUAGGAGUAAUGCGCUGGCGGCUUAAAUGUUUAGCAAGGUGCGUUUAGGCAAACGGCUUAGUUGUCACUGCUGCGUUUGCGUAUCUGGUUGGCUGCUUAUUGCAACGGCUUGGGAUAGCUCGGUUACCGUUGUAAGCGUUGUUGGUUGGUCGGUUUAGCACUGCAUGUCCAGUGGGUGUAUGGGACAGAGUAGCAUGCGCCGUAGGUGUUGGGUAUUCGCAAGUUUGCUGUCAUCCCAGACGUUAGUGGACCUUAAGGCCCGUUAGGCAGGCUUUGGCGGUGUCUACGUGAUCGACUGGUUGCUUGUUGGUUGCACAGAGUAUGGCAGCUGUAUGAUGUGUUAUAAUUUGUAUGUGAUGCAGUGUUGUAAUGUUUUUGAUGAGAUGGCUGCGUUAUGGCCAUCUUGGGCAUCUUUGUUUCUAUUCGUCCUGUACGGCGUGCUUAUUAUGUUCUGUUGGUGCGUACCGUUCUCAGCCGUUUAGCUUUCCUAGUUACCUGCUCUGUAUGCCCGGGAUGUUUGUUGUCGCUGUCGUGUUCAGCAUUUCCCUUAGAGCUUGUUGCAGUUGUGUUCCUGCCAUAAACUGGCGCCGGGAAGGGUGCCGUGGUGUGAUUGAAGCGGGUUCUAACCCUGCAGGUUUUGCGUUUCUAGCACGGCAGGUUUUCGAAGGGGCAGGGUAGUAGCAGGUUGUUGUCGGGCCAACGGUACAAGGCGUUGGCAGUUCAUGGGUUUACGUGAGGUAUACAUGCGAAAUUGGAGGGGAGAUGGGCAUGUCCUGCCCUGUGUCGUGGAAAGGUUGGCUUUGCUACUUAUCGCGCCACGUUGGCAACAGUAAUUAAAGCAGCUGCUUAAAUGCAGGAUUAGCUCGUACCUGAACAAGUAAGACUGCUUUUUCCUCCACGCUAGAAGUAACGUGUGUGGUCUUAGCACUAGACAGCCUAUAGGUGGUAGUAACUAAUUAUUUGGUGUUGUGCCUUAUGUUAAACACCUUGCUUAAGUGCUUAGUUUGGAUUCAGCCUGGACUUUCACUGAAUCCAUACACAUCGACGGUGACGUCUGAGGGUGUAGAGUCAACCAUUUUUGCAUCAAACUUAAAAUUUAAGUCAUUAUUUGUAAUUUACCUAGCCA